AAAAAUUUCUUUUUAAUUUUUUUAAUUUUAAUUUUAUUUAUUUUUAUUUAUUUUUGUUUGUUUAUUUAAUUUUAAACCAAGGGUAUUAUGGAUAUUUUACCCUUUAAUGAAUGUCAUUUUUGUGACUUUCUCCUUCUAGUGCUAUUUAUGAGACAUAAACUUCAAAAGGUGCUAUUAUUGACAAUUGCCCUUUAAUUAAUAGUAUAAGUAAUAGAUAAAAAGCCUUACUUGUUAAAACUGAUAAUGUUUUUAAUUGGUAUUAAAUGGCUUAUUAAUUCUGGGUUUGUUUGGCUUUGAACGUUGUUUUUAAAUAACAACUCUGACCAAUUCUCAUUUGCCUACUAUUCCCAAUUGAUUUGCCGUAUAUUUUGGAAUGAUUUAAAAUAUUUGUGCAAUUUAUUCUAGAUUUUGCAUUUAUUGAAAUUAGUUGUCGGAGAAUUUAUUAAUUCUAUAGAAUUAAUCUAAUUUGUUACUACAAUUUAUUCACAUUAUUGGGCAUCUAAAGUUGGAUAACAUACUAAUAUAACUAUGUGUCUUUUGAACAUGUUUAAUAUUGAGUAUGAUUAUCAUAAAAUUAGUAAUCUGAAUCUAGUAUAUGUAUAUAAGAAUCAAUUUAGAUGUUUUGAUUCGCGUUAAAGAUUUUGACUAAUAAAGAUAACAUGAUAAAAAAUAUGUUGAGUCGACAUCCCAUCUUGGGAAUGAUCUUCCAUAUAUGAUCAUGUGAUAUAUAUACUGGAAUUAUAAUUCUUAUUUGAAUGUCCACACUUUAUUUAUACUGGUUGUGAUAGAGGUAAAAAUUGUUAGAAUCUAGUGAGUCGACACACUAAAUUCAGUUUGGUAGUGGUGUGUCAUAUGAUUGUAUCAGGUUCCGAUAGUUAUCAGAUUUUUAAUUUAAUGUCUAAUGCUACAAGCAUAACUCUUAUAUAUUGUGUUGUUACCUUGAAAUAAUAUUUUCUAUUAUAAAAUUUUAAAAUUAAGAUAUUCAACAAUUUUUAAUCAAAUAGAAACAUUUGCAUAAAAUAUUUUCUAUAAUAUUUUAAAUAUUUGAUUGCUUUAAUGAAAACUUAAUCAAUUUAUUAACCUCAGUCUCUUAACUGAGGUUAUUAGCUUCGGUUAAGAGAUUGUUCUUAGUUUUUUUUAGAUUUUAACUAAGAAAAACUAAGGACUGUUUUUUAAAUAAGAGAUAUAAGAGUAUCCAUAACUGUGUACCCCCAUUAAAAUUUUUAGAAAAAGUGUUUUUCUAUUUUUUAAACUAUUUUUUCAGAUGUUUUUCAAAAAAAAUAUAUAUAUAACCAAUCGCGGGCCAUCACAUGUAAGUGGAAUCCGCAAAUAGUUAAGAAAUUCCACAGAAUUGAUCCUUAGCUAAGAAAUUUAAGGGCACCAACAGAAACCUAAAAAUCGUGGAUCCCAUAUAAUUUUAUAAUAAUUUGUUUUUUAAGAAUUCCAACAAAAAAUAUAAAAAAAACAAAAAUCAAAAAAGUAUCAAAUCAUAAGUUAAUAAUUUUAUUUAAGAGACCGGGGUUAACCAUGUCCUAAAAUUCUUUGAAAUAGACCUUUUUCACACGUAUAGCACAUGGGAGCCGCCGCGUUUAGACUUAAUCGUCUUUCCACGUGGCUACAAGUCUUUGUUUCUUAUAAUUACACACAUUCACGCUACAACUACAAUGUAGUUUCUCCCACCCUCAUACAAUACCAUCACACAGCCAUGAACGGUGGAGACGGUCCUUCUAGCUAUGCUCGCAACUCCUCCUAUCAGAGGGGAGCCAUUGACGCUGCUGAAGCACUCCUUAGGAAGGAGAUCCACAAGCGUCUCGACCUCACCAACCAUACAUUCUCUACAUUCACCAUCGCUGACUUUGGAUGUUCCUCUGGCCCCAACACCCUUCUUGCUGUGGACAUCAUCAUUCAAGCUCUCCUCCACAAGUUCAGCUCCUCUAUGGCUAAUGAUAAAACCCCUGAGUUUCAAGUCUUCUUCAACGACCUCUCGCACACUGAUUUUAAUGCACUCUUUGCUUUGCUCCCUCCUCAGAGUCAACGCCCCUACUUCUUGGCAGGUGUCCCUGGCUCUUUUUAUGGAAACUUGUUUCCCAAGGCAUCUCUCAACUUGGCCUACUCCUCUUGUGCUCUCUGUUGGCUCUCCGACGUGCCACCCGAACUAAGUGAUACAACCUCUCCUGCUUACAACGGAGGCAGGAUUCACUACACGGGAGCAUCAAAAGAGGUUGCACAAGCCUACGCCUGUCAGUACAAAAAGGAUAUCACGUCUUUCCUUGUUGCAAGAUCACGGGAGCUCGCAGAAGACGGGCUGAUGGCAUUGAUUGUGCCCGGUGUACCAGAUGGCUUUCUCUGUUCUCAGGCUUCAACGGGAUCCGAGUUCGAUCUCGUGGGCUCAUGCCUCAUGGACAUGGCUAGAGAGGGACGAAUCAAGGAGGAGGAUGUAGAUAGUUUCAACCUGCCUAUCUAUUACACAACUCCAAAGGAACUGGAAGAGAUCAUCAGAUGCAACGGGGAGCUCAAAAUCGAGAAGAUGGGGACACUGGAUGGUGUGGAGGCACACGACACCAUGCCUGACCUUGAAUCGAGGGUCCUGUACCUCAGAGCGGUCCUGGAACGUCUCAUUCGCACCCACUUUGGCCACCAAAUCCUUGACGAGCUGUUUGACCGCUACUCUCUCAAACUUGCUCAGUCCUCUUUCUUCCUCUAUCCUCGAACCCACAAAUCCAUCAUGAUAUUUACCCUUCUCACUCGCCUUCGUUACAUCUGAUGCAUGUUGUCCAAUUUCAACCAAUAAUAAGGGUUUACUUUGUUUAUGGAUUAGUAAUAAUAAUGUGUUUACACAAAUGAUAUCACAUUGUCUAUAUUUUGAAUAUUCAAAGAAUUUGAGUCAUUAUUAAACAAGACUUCAUGUUCACUCAAGAAACAUGCAAAGGAGAUGGAUAGAUAUUCAUGAAGUACUCACAGAAAACAAAAAAAA
Messenger RNA from Brassica rapa (field mustard), 2974 nucleotides. Its product is annotated as loganic acid O-methyltransferase. Gene Ontology annotation, molecular function: methyltransferase activity. Lineage: Eukaryota; Viridiplantae; Streptophyta; Magnoliopsida; Brassicales; Brassicaceae. The record is from RefSeq and is a predicted model, not a curated record.